Molecule: messenger RNA, 549 nt
Organism: Aspergillus udagawae
Lineage: Eukaryota; Fungi; Ascomycota; Eurotiomycetes; Eurotiales; Aspergillaceae
Exons: 1
Coding region: 1-549 (182 amino acids)
Source: RefSeq, a predicted model, not a curated record
AUGAGACCAAGUCAGUUUUUUACUCUCUUGGCAGCAGUCUCUCCCGCGGUGAACGCUCUACUGGGUUCGAGCUGCAUCAGCGCUGUCAAUAGUUUGAACAAGACCCCGGCACUUUUCAUCGAAGCAGGGCAGCGAGUGGCUUGUCAAGCUGGAUGCAAGCCCAAACCGGCUGAAUGGCUGAAGUAUGGAAGGGAAUUCGUGAACGGGGUGGUGGAAGACGGGGCUGCUUACUGUCAAAUUGACGACGGUCAGGAUGUUCUCGCCGAGUACCUUGACCAGAUAUUUCACGAUGUCAUGGACAGAUGCGAAGCAAAACUGGAUGAUAACCAUCUUUGUGGCGACCCGGAACAGUUGAGCGAAUUCAAAAAUUGUGUUCUUUCGAAUCGUUGGCACUCUUUGUCCUCGCCCCGACUAUCCUCCUUACUGCCAUAUGCGUCGGAGGAGAGAUGCAAACUGGUGGACAGCUACAUCAACAGCUCACAGCUAUGGGACCAUGAUUUCCCCAAACGCGCGAAAAAAUAUAUAGGUAACUGCCAUAACGAUCUGUGA